ACCGUUCGAAAUCUAUUGCGAUCCAACGUGAAGUGCGUGCGCGAAGUCAAUACAUAACCCCAUCGUGUGCAGUGUUGAAUACAAUCUUAUUUUUCUUGACUCAUCUUGCCUAAUAAGGCAAAAAAAAAGAAAACGAAGGAACACUCGACUCUUAACGUGUACGAAUCCACACUUCUUUCGUUUUCACGUUUAAACGGGUUAAAAAUCCGCGCGAACGUGCGAUAAAUAAUGUCUGAUCCGCGUAUUAGAACACUCAAGAUUAAAACAGGAGUAGUGAAACGCCUCGCGAAAGAAAAAGUCACGUACGAGAAAGAAGCGGCACAUCAACGCGAAAGGAUACAAAAAUUGAAAGAGCAGGAUAAAGAUGGCUAUGAUAUAAAGAAGCAAGAGGAGGUGCUUCAAGAAUCUCUUAUGAUGGUACCAGAUUGUCAAAGACGUCUUGUUAAAGCAUUUGAGGAACUCAAAAAGAUAUUAGAUACAGAGGAAGAUUUGAAAGAACUUGAGGAUUAUAUCGAAGCGGAGAAAGUGUUGCAGGAGGCAGAAGCACAGCUACCGAAAGAAGGAAAUAUCUUAGAUAGAUAGAUAUAUAU
Messenger RNA from Linepithema humile (Argentine ant), 590 nucleotides. RefSeq names its product Tubulin binding cofactor A (gene Tbca). The record is from RefSeq and is a predicted model, not a curated record. Gene Ontology annotation, molecular function: beta-tubulin binding. Gene Ontology annotation, cellular component: cytosol; microtubule cytoskeleton. Gene Ontology annotation, biological process: tubulin complex assembly; post-chaperonin tubulin folding pathway. Lineage: Eukaryota; Metazoa; Arthropoda; Insecta; Hymenoptera; Formicidae.